Messenger RNA from Corylus avellana, 1586 nucleotides. RefSeq names its product elongator protein 6 (gene ELP6). Gene Ontology annotation, cellular component: elongator holoenzyme complex. The record is from RefSeq and is a predicted model, not a curated record. Gene Ontology annotation, biological process: tRNA wobble uridine modification. NCBI's taxonomy places the organism in Eukaryota, Viridiplantae, Streptophyta, Magnoliopsida, Fagales, Betulaceae.
UUCAUUUGUUCUUUCUACGGUCCAUCCUUCGUCGCACUGCUUUUUGUUGGUGAGCAAAAAGCAAUGAAUCAGCGAGCUUCGAACCUGCUGGACGAAGCCCUAGGGCUGGUGGACGACGGGUCCAAGGCUUGGCCGCUGAGCGGGCGAGUGGUGCUGGUUGAGGACCGCGUCGAGACCAGCGCCGCUUUCGUUCUCCACCACCUCGUCAAGCGCGCUCUAUCCCCCCACUCCUCUAACGUCGUCGUCUUCCUCGCUCUCUCCCAACCCUUCUCUCACUACGAUCGAGUCUUCAGAAAACUCGGUUGCAACUUAGGUGCCCAAAGUGAGAAUAAUAGAUUCUUUUUCCUUGACAUGCUUAUGUCAGAGUUUCCAGAUGGAGAUGAAGGUGGGCUUGUUGCUUUGUAUGGGAAAAUUGAAAAAGUGGUCAGUUCCUUAUUACAAGAAAACAAGAAGUGUAUUACCAUUGUUGUAGAUGAUCUCUCUCUUAUGGAGGCAGCGGCUAAUGGCUUUUCAAAUUAUGUCUUAGACUUUCUGCAUUACUGCCACACAUUAACAUCAGCGUUUGGUUGUACAUUAGUUGCCCUUAACCAUGAGGAUAUCUAUUUAGGCAUGGAGAGGCCUGCACUUAUUUUACAGCUGGAGUACCUUGCAGAUAUUCUUAUGAAGGCAGAACCAUUGGCCACUGGUUUGGCGACAGAUGUGCAUGGACAGUUGACAAUUUUAAACAGAGGAAUGUGGGAUGGGCAAGGGAGUUCCAGAAACAGGAUAUGUAAUUUUCACUUCAGGGUCAAGGAGAACGGUGUUGAAUAUUUUUCUCCUGGUAGCAGGGCUUGAUGAGACAUCAUAUAAUGAAGAAUGAAUGUAUUGUUCAGUGCUCUCUCACUUGGUAGGCAAUUUUUAAGAUCUUAAUCGGGGAAAAAAUACCCCUGCCUUGAGAGGCUGCAUUCAUUUUAUGUCUGGAAAUAGAUGGAUUAUAACUUAACCUGUCUCAGCCUCAAGUUUUGAACGACUGACCAGGAAGGGACCAAGGGGUAGGCCCGAGUCCCAAUCCACGCACACGGCCAUGACGUUCUGGGCCCAUCACGUUUGUAUAUGCAUCGUUUUGAUCAUAUGUCAUGCUCCCUACUUUACUUUUAUGGCUAGACUUGGAUACAUUCGCAGAUGGAGGUCCUAAGCGACUGUAACCAAGUCAAGCCAUGAAAGUAGGGAGACCUACGAUCUAAGUGAUGCAUAUACAAAGUGAUGAGCCCGGAACGACCAACAUGGCUGUGUACGUGGAUUAGGACUCGGGCCUACCCUUUUGUCCCUUCCUGGUUGUUGUCCUUCAAUCUUUUUUUUGUUGGUGCCUCCAGACCAGAAGAUGCACAGAAAAUGGCGGCACUAAGGGCGGAGCUAACAGAAUCCUGGUUCAAAACUUGAGACAUCAGAUAUAGGUUCAAGUUAUAAUUCAUCUAUUUCCUGAAGAAUGUUAUGUUGUAUUCUGCGAAGAUGAAAAAGAAAAAGCCUUCACUCUGACAACUAGAAUGGACUUAUCCAAUAUAUUAGCACCUGACUGACUGAAAUGGUAUUUUGAACCCGUUGAUACA